Messenger RNA from Cladophialophora psammophila CBS 110553, 2562 nucleotides. RefSeq lists its product as uncharacterized. Gene Ontology annotation, biological process: proteolysis. The record is from RefSeq and is a predicted model, not a curated record. Gene Ontology annotation, molecular function: cysteine-type peptidase activity. The transcript has 6 exons. NCBI's taxonomy places the organism in Eukaryota, Fungi, Ascomycota, Eurotiomycetes, Chaetothyriales, Herpotrichiellaceae. Bases 1 to 2562 code for a protein of 853 amino acids.
AUGGCUUCCAGUAACUCUGACUCUGGCUCUGAGUACGAAUCUGAGAACCGUCAAUUGACAAGCACUGAAGAGGAAGUGAUCGCGCUGUUUCGGAGGCUGCUCCAUUUGGUGGCUUCGGACGCAACGAUUGAUCUCGGAAAUUUAGAGGAGUUUUCCGUCAUAAUUCGACAACUGUGUGAAGAGGGCCCCGAGAUUGUGGAUGUGUUGGCAACGACGAUCCAGGAGGAGAGGAGCACCAUCGACUCUCUUCAGCAGGAACAAGACAAGGUGGAAAAGAGCAUCAGCCACAAUACGAAGCGCACCCGCCUGUCGAGUAAGGAUCUGACCUACCGACCCCCAAAGUCUACCAAGGACAAAACAAAAAACCCUUGUCCCUUGAGCGAUUCUGGCCUCCCCCAGACCUCUAAACUUCGCCCCUCGGUCGAAGACUCUACUGCCAAUAAGACCCAAAGGUCGUCAGUCCAAAACACGGGGGUCAAUCUGGACAGGUCCAGCGAGGACGACAAUUCACCUCGACUUGAGAAAACGCCACCGCCGAAUCACCAACAAGGUGUCACUCAGGAUGUGCUUGUCCGGGACGACGGCACCGCAGACGGUCGAGGGACCGCCGUCGAAGCAAGCAACGAUACGAACGCGACAAUUGAGACAACGGAAGAAGCACAGAACCAUGCUGAGAACACGAAGGGGGGUGUCUUGUCUCGACCGUCGAUGCCUCUCGCAAAAUCUGACCCAGCAGUGCUCACUCCCACGAAACCAGUUGAGGGCACAUCGAUCUCACCACAAACGGAAGAGAUUUACCGAGAGAGAAUGUUGACACCGCUUGAAAGCAUUGCGUCACCUGCGGGAUUGCAAUCAGCAUUGUUCUCGCACGAGACAAAUUCAUUCAUGGACCUCAUCAUUGAGGCAGUUGGGGUCAUCCAUCAGCUCAAGAAGUACCCGGACGCAGUGUCGGCGGAUGUCCAUUCUAGAAUCCUCCAGACGCACCGGAGAAACAAUCAAGAGACAGCUUCCCGGUUGAACUUGGGUCAAAGGUGGUCUGAUGGGUCAAUGUGGAUCCGCAUACUCGAGAAUGGGUCGGCACGGAACCAGAAGGGUACGAUCCUCAGUAUGAUAGAAUAUAUGGGGUUCUGGGAGUGGUAUGAUGAACAGAUUCAGCUUGCGAUGAAGACGAUUCGCACCCGGAAGGGUAAGUUAGUGGAUCAUAAAGGCGCAGCUACAUAUGUACUGGACUCCAUGCAGAACAUGUCAUCCGGAGCCGCAACUCGAGGGAAAUGGAUCAGCGGCGUGGGCAGGGUGACAAUUGAGAAUGAAGGGAACACCGCUGAUAUUUCCACUGAGAAGAGCGAGGGGGUUAUCGCCACGAAGGAUCAACAACUUCGAAGGCAAACAAAGGUACAACUCAGCAGGGGUCAAAAAUUGAGCAAGAAGCUUGUUAAAGAGCUUAGCCUAGGGAUUCUUUUCAGCCCGAAAAUCUGGGAAUACACCAAGAUGGAGGGAAAGCAGCUCGACGAGUUGAUCAGGUGCAUUCAGGCGGAUCAGCGGCGGAUGCAACUGCUUGGAAUGCUUGGGACACAGCUAGAGCGGUUGGUCGGCGAAGGACAACCUGACCUCCACGCCUUGUACGAUGGACUGCGCCAACAGAAGCUCGUAUCACAGAAAGAGCUCGAGCACCUUCGCGUGGCCUUCGCUUUAGAUUCAGAUCCGAUGCCGAAAGGUAUCUUAGAUGUGGCGGUCCGCAGGUUGAUCGGAGACGUCAGUAUGAAGGUACUAGGGAAGCAUAAGCUCGAAAACAUCGACGCUGUGGCAGUGAACAACACACCGGUGACUUGUGACACAUUCGACAGACUUCGGUACGGAGAAUGGUUGAAUGACGAAAUGAUCAACCUCGCUAUGAAUAUAUCAGAUAAGCCCGACUUCGUCAAGCACGGCUACAGUGUCCCGCUGGACAAAGUCGGGAAGACCAGAAUGACAACACCUAUCAAUAGACCACUCGCGGCUUGGGCUCGGCGGAUCAAACGCCUUCGUGAAGGAGAGAGAAACGGGUUACAAAGGACGACUCCGUUGGUGUACUUCUGCCCAUUGAACCAUCGCGGUGCACACUUCACGCUACUUGAGAUCAACGAUCAGGAGAGGGUAAUCCGUCACUAUGACUCAAUGGCGGAUCGAGCCACGAUCAAUGGUAGUGGAAAGCAGACAAGAGUCGCUCGGCUGGUAGAGGAAGAGUUCACAGACUUGAAAUAUUCCUACAUUGAAGCGCCCACACCGCAGCAGGCCGAAACCUGGAGCUGUGGUAUCAGGGUUAUCUGGAAUUUCAAGUUGUUGUCAAAUGGUCUCUCCAUUGGAGGAUGGGAUAUUGUGCUGGAUCCCGAGCGCAUUAAGAUGGAGCUUGUGGAAGGCUUUCACACUUCUGUACAAGAGGGGGUUAUGAGCAAAUACAUGAAUGAGUGCGGUGAACCUUCCAGCGAUUCGGAGCAAAGUUGCGCCAAGCAGUCAAAGAAGCGCUGCAGGAUGAAUUCGUCGGCAAUCGAUCAACGGCCAACUCGAAAAACCGCCAAUAAGUGA